AUGUCCGUGGUACCAAAAUACAUCUACAAGAUCAUCCCUCAUUCAUCCGUUGAUACUAGAUUCACAUUCCCAGUACCCAUCCCAUCAUCUCAUCAAUUUCUCACUGAGCUAGAUCAAAACGAUCGAUAUAUCCAUUUCUCAACUGCUGAAUUGAUUCCCGGCACACUGAAUCUAUUCUUCAAGGAAGAUCCAGCUGUGACAUUGCUCAGAGUGGAAGUAGCUAGAAUAUCAGCUUGGAAAAAAGUAGAAUGGUUUUUACCUGAUCAAACGCCGAGAACAGGUGACAUGCCAUACCUCGCUGCUCACGCUUGGCCUGUCCCUCUCGAAGGCGAGUAUGUAGAAUCGUUCAAAGAGCUUUUCAAGCAGACUCCCACUGGCGAAAAAUCAGCACUAGGUGGUUGGGAUAGUGCAUUGACGAAUAAAGAUAUCAAAGAUUGGCUAGUAUAA
This is a messenger RNA of Kwoniella botswanensis, 447 nucleotides long. RefSeq lists its product as uncharacterized. The record is from RefSeq and is a predicted model, not a curated record. Lineage: Eukaryota; Fungi; Basidiomycota; Tremellomycetes; Tremellales; Cryptococcaceae. The coding region runs from base 1 to 447 and encodes 148 amino acids. The transcript is spliced from 3 exons.